Hyaloscypha bicolor E is the source of this 1715-nucleotide messenger RNA. RefSeq lists its product as uncharacterized. The coding region runs from base 166 to 1575 and encodes 469 amino acids. The record is from RefSeq and is a predicted model, not a curated record. NCBI's taxonomy places the organism in Eukaryota, Fungi, Ascomycota, Leotiomycetes, Helotiales, Hyaloscyphaceae. The transcript has a single exon.
CUCCAGUAGCCCCACGACUGAUUUUUCGGCCUGAUUUCCGAAGACUGUUGUAUUACUUCGUUUUAAAUGAUGCGGGUUCUCAUGCAGACUGGGCGACGACUUCUCUAUAUCCUAUGUUUCAUUGCAGCUUUCAGUUGCACGGUCUCGGCGUUACCAAUUCCAGAAAUGAAGCAAAGCAUACAUUUAGACUUGCAUCUAUUCCGAAAUAGAUCUCAAGUUGACGUCGUAACGGUCUUGAUGCUAUUAGGAGAAGCUACUGUGUGGAAAGCCAUUUGGGGACGCUUUAGGUCUCGCCGCACCCACUGGAAGCAAUGGAUCUUCGCUAUCUCUCCCGGGUGGACUCCUUUAGCUGCUUCUCUGUUUGCUGUAAUGUAUGGAUCAAUAGGACCCGUGAAUCUUGUGUACGACCGUCCUCCUGAAGCCUGUAUUGAUGGUGGUCUUAUCUUAACAAACCUUAAUUCUGGAGCAAGCCACUCUGCGACUAAUACAAUGUUGCAGAAUAUCUGGCAUACAUGGAAUAAGGGUGCAAGAAUCCAGCAAAACCCACGCAAGAAAGAUUAUUUGUUUGAUUUAACGAGGGAGGUUGGACUGGCAGAUAUUAACCUCGACCUUCUAUAUCUCGAGAAUCCUCGGUUCUUCUGGCUCCAGUCUUUGUGUCUCGCAACACAAAUAAUUGGAUCGUUCGCACUAGGAUUCUUUGGACGGUCUUUCGAAACCUUCAUUGUUAUGCUGGCAGCCCUACUAUCGCAGACCUUAUUGGUGCUAGCAAUCAUACCACGAGAGAAAGCUUGGUUCAAGACGACAAGAGGUCACCGGCCUUGCCCAGUUAUGUUUCAUAGAGGGCUAGACAGCACGGCAGUCCUGAUUAUUCGUACUGCCAUCGUUCGAGGAAGAGAAGUAAGCCUCGAAGAGUAUUGUUGGGAUAAUCAAGCCUCGAGGGAUUACAUCGACGAAUUAAAGCCACUCGCCGCCGGAUUUUCUUUUUUAAUCUGGAUUCUUCAUAUUAUCCUUGUAGGAUGGAUGCGUAACGACAGUCGUUACCUCUAUCUUUCGUUCGGUGGACUUGGACUCUGUACGACCGCUAUUGAGGCCACUACAGAACCGAGGUGGUCUCGAGCUUUUCAAUCGGCAUUCACCCGACACACUCUCUGCGCACCUCUCCGCAGCUCUCUCAUGUCCUCUGUGGCUAUAUUAAUAGCGGGGCGGUUCCCUAGUGCACGGGAUGCUGCCAAGUUACUUUACCCUGAUAAUUCUCGAUUCCAACAAAGCCUACAGGAAUUUGAUAGCCAUUUCGACCAAGUUCUUUGUACCAACUGCCGAGACACCAUCAAAUGCUCAAAAACAAUCCAAGUCCAGCGUUGCCUUCGGAUAGAAGAUACAAAUGAAAGAGACCAAUGCCAAGCUCUACUGGCUUCUCGAAUUCAAACAGUUCACUCCAAACAGAUUGCAGAUGGUCUAGCGGCGGUACACAAUUAUUUGCGAACCCCGGGUUCUGAACAAACGGAAACACCUGCCAUUGAGACACAUGAAACAUUUCAGGACGGACCCAGACACUCUUGGGAUCCACGUGUUUAAGCGAUAUUAAGCUAUACUAUAUAGGAGAGGCCCCUUAGGAUAAAUAGUUGCAAGGGAAUUUGGCGUGAUUUGAGAUUAUAUAUAAUAUAUUAGCUAGAUGAUUAGGUGAGCUUUAAUAGUCUUUAUAGAUUAUUUUUAAU